AAUCAAAAUUUCCUUGUAUUCAUAUCUUUCGGCAGUUGAACUGAGUGAACAUACAUUUUGCAACAUGAUUAAGAUGUUCUGAUUCAAUCUUUAUGGAAGAUAAAAAUAAAACGAAGGAAACUCCUUCAGAAAGCGAAAAAGCGGAUGACAACGCCGCCGAUUUAAGCGACGAACGCACUUCUAUUGCAAAUGCAUCGCUGAACGCUGAAUCUAAUUCAAGCAGCAGUAGCAGCAGUAGCAGUAGCAGUAGCAGAAGUAGCAGCGAAGAAAUUGUUUAUCCGGGAGAGGGAUCUGAUGAUUCCUGGGAUAAUGAACACAAUGAAAACGGAAGUAAUGAUGGACAAAACAAUUCAAGGCAUUGUGAUAGUGAAGCAAAACUUGAAAAAGCCACCAAUAGUAAAGAAGGCGAUCUAAAUGCUAAUGGUGGUGGAACAAAGCGUAAAAGAGAUAGUGACGGUGAAGCGAAACAUCAAAAAGUUCACGAUGGUGAACAAAACAGUAAAGACGCUGGUGAUGAUGAAGAAAAAUACUCGCAGCAACGGUGGAACAAAGGCGUAAAAGGCUAUGAUUGUGGAGAAAAGCUUGAAGAGUUUAGUGGAUGGAGAAGAUAA
Molecule: messenger RNA, 611 nt
Organism: Xenia sp. Carnegie-2017
Lineage: Eukaryota; Metazoa; Cnidaria; Anthozoa; Malacalcyonacea; Xeniidae
Product: suppressor protein SRP40-like
Exons: 2
Coding region: 93-611 (172 amino acids)
Source: RefSeq, a predicted model, not a curated record